AUGGAGUAUCCCGAUGAAGACACGAUUCGUAUACUGAUCACCACCGACAACCACGUUGGAUACAAUGAGAAUGAUCCCGUUACUGGGGACGACUCGUGGAAGACGUUCCAUGAGAUCAUGAUGAUUGCCAAGGACAGCAAUGUCGAUAUGGUACUGCAUGGCGGCGAUCUAUUUCACGCUAACAAGCCGUCGAAGAAAUCGAUGUACCAAGUCAUGAAGUCGCUAAGGCUGGCGUGCAUGGGGGACAAACCAUGCGAGCUGGAACUACUCAGUGAUCCCUCCAGAGUGUUCCAUUACAACGAGUUCACCAACGUUAACUACGAGGACCCUAAUUACAACAUAUCGAUCCCGGUCUUUGGCAUCGCUGGGAACCAUGAUGAUGCCACGGGCGACAGUCUGCUUUGCCCCAUGGAUCUGUUGCAAGUGAGCGGAUUGGUGAACCAUUUUGGCAAGGUCUUGGAGGCAGAUAAUAUUGAGGUGAUGCCUUUACUGUUUCAAAAGGGCAAAACUAAGUUGGCGCUUUAUGGGAUGGCCUCUGUGCGCGAUGAGCGCCUGUUCAGGACGUUCAAGGAAGGCAAAGUCGCAUUUGAGGUGCCUUCGAUGCGUGAGGAUGAGUGGUUCAACAUCAUGUGUGUCCACCAGAACCAUACAGGUCAUACCAACACAGCAUUUCUGCCGGAACAAUUUCUGCCGGACUUCCUAGACGUCGUGAUAUGGGGCCAUGAGCAUGAAUGCAUUCCGCAUUUAGUCCACAAUCCAACAAAAAAGUUUGAUGUGUUACAACCGGGCUCGUCUGUGGCCACAUCCUUGUGCGAUGCAGAAGCCAAGCCUAAGAACGUUUUCAUCUUGGAGUUACGAUACGACUCGGCUCCAAAAUUGAUCACAAUACCACUGAAGAGCGUAAGAACGUUUGUCAUGCGAUCUAUCUCAUUGCGCGAUCAGCCUCAGCUGCGACCUCAUGACAAAGAAGCUAUAACCAAAUUCCUCUUCCAGCAGAUAGAAGAGAUGAUAGAAGAAGCAAACGCUGAAACUAGGAAGAAGGCAGGCGAUAUAUUUGACGGAAAUGAUGAAGACAUGGAAUAUGCCCUACCUUUACCACUGAUUAGGCUUCGAGUUGACUACGGAGCGCCUGCAAAUGGUACGUCGAUAAUAGAUUACCAGGUGGAGAAUCCGCGUCGAAUCAGCAACAAGUUUGCUGGACGUGUCGCUAACGGCAAUAGCGUCAUUCAAUUCUAUAAGAAGAGAACUGGCGGCGGUGCAUCCAGGAAGCGGGAAAAUGCCGUAAUGAGCAAUACUGAUAUGGAGAGACUGGCUAACGACGAAGGAGGAGAAUUGCAAGUGCAGACCUUGAUCGAUGACCUACUAAAGAAAAUGCAACUUUCUCUGCUGCCGGAGAAUGGCAUGAACGAGGCGGUCAAGAAGUUUGUUGACAAAGAUGAGAAACAUGCCUUAAAAGAUUUCAUAGACCAUGAGAUUGAUAACGAGGUAAAUAUCCUAGUCUCAAACAAGGGCUUUCUGCAAUCCGAUAAUCCGGAAGAGAUCAAGCAAUUGAUAAAGCAGGUCAAGCGAGCAAACACAAGCAGCCCAUCUGUCAACGAAAUGGCCGCUGCUCAAAACCUUGUAUCCGCCAAUCAGGACAGCCAUCCCACCAGAAUAUCAGCUGCAGGCAACCGUGAGAUCAGUACUCCAACUUCCUCUACGAAAAAGAGGGCUCCAGCACGCAGAAGGACCCGCGCCAGUGAUUCCAUUGUUAUAUCGGAUGCUUCCGACGGCGACGGGUUAGAUGACGAAGAAAUCGACAUUGUGCUAAGUGACGAGAACGAUGAUGGCUCCGUUGACAAGCAGGCCAAGAAGCCGACAAAGACAAGAAAGAGCAGAAGUGCGGCUGGGAAGACUACUGACAGAGACACACCGGCCAGAAGGGCCAAAGCAUCCAAGACACCCAAGACUGACAUCCUAAGUAGUCUUCUUGCUCGCAAGAGGAAAUAG
Messenger RNA from Torulaspora globosa, 1989 nucleotides. RefSeq names its product MRX complex nuclease subunit (gene MRE11). The record is from RefSeq and is a predicted model, not a curated record. Bases 1 to 1989 code for a protein of 662 amino acids. NCBI's taxonomy places the organism in Eukaryota, Fungi, Ascomycota, Saccharomycetes, Saccharomycetales, Saccharomycetaceae. Gene Ontology annotation, molecular function: DNA endonuclease activity; manganese ion binding; 3'-5'-DNA exonuclease activity. Gene Ontology annotation, cellular component: Mre11 complex; nucleus. Gene Ontology annotation, biological process: telomere maintenance; double-strand break repair via homologous recombination; mitotic G2 DNA damage checkpoint signaling. The transcript has a single exon.